AUGAAAAGAAUAAGAUUACCUUGGUUUAAUACGGGAGCUUCAUACUCGAAUCUUAAUGAUUCUCCUAGCUCAAGAAGUAAAAAUAAUUCUAAUAAUAACUCUCGUUUCGAAAAAUAUCGUUCACUCACAAGAUUUGAUUUGAUCAACUCCAUACUACUAUUUGGGAUGCUAUUUUUACUGGCUGUCUUCAUCAUUGCAUUAUAUUUAACAAGGAACUCUAGGCUCACGUACUCGCAUGCUUCGAGGGCAGUUUUAUUUAACCCUUUGGCUGUGAUAUCAGAGUCACUGUCAAAUCAUACGUUAAACUAUGAUCCAGAAGCUAGGGAAUCAUCCAAGAAAUUGUACGAACUUCUUUCUGAUUUCAACACAGCCUACUAUGAUGACGAGAAUAUGAUUUUAGGAAGCAACUUAUUUUCAAAGAAUACAUACUCAAGACAACCAUAUGUGGCUAACGGUUAUAUUGGCAGCCGUAUCCCCAAUAUUGGGUUUGGGUACGCAUUAGACACUCUGAAUUUUUAUACUGACGCGCCAGGUGCCUUAAACAACGGCUGGCCCUUAAGAAAUCAUAGAUUUGCUGGUGCGUUUGUAUCAGACUUUUAUUGUCUAGAACCGAAACUAAACUCAACAAACUUCCCCGAAUUGGAUGAUGUAGGAUAUUCUACCGUUAUUUCAUCCAUUCCACAAUGGACUAAUUUACAGUUCUCGAUAGCAAACGAUUCUAAAUGGUUCAAUCCCCAAAACGUUACUUUGGAUGAUGUAACCAACUACAGCCAAAAUUUGUCGAUGAAAGAUGGUAUUGUAACUACCGAGUUAGAUUGGUUAAGUGGUCAAGUACAUGUUAAAAGUGAAAUUUGGGCACACAGACAUAUUCAUCCACUGGGCGUAGUUUCUUUAGAAAUCUCUCUGAAUACGAACCAUUCACUUUCAGGUUCUGAUUCUUUAGAUGUUAAUAUAUGGGAUAUACUCGAUUUCAGCACAUCGCAUAGGACAGUUUUACACACUACGGGAACAGACGAAAAGAACAAUGCAAUCUUCAUGAUUGUUCAACCAAAUAACGUGCCAACCUCUAAUUGUGCUAUUUACUCAACAUGUACUCUAAGGUAUGAAAAUUCUACAGAAGCAAUCAACUCUCGUGAAUCCUAUGAAGAUGGAAACGCUUCAUCAAACGUUUAUAACGUUGUUUUAACGGAGGAUCAACCCAAAAUAAUUGUUCAUAAAUAUGUUGGUAUUAUGUCUACUGAAUUUAACAAGAACAAGGACCAGCAAGACAACACUAAUAUAGAUCUAGCCAAAAUGAUAGCUUGUAAUAGUAAAGGUAAUUACGAACGGCUUUUAUCAAGUCACAAGCGUGCAUGGUAUGACCUUUACAAUGAUGCGUUCAUUGAAAUUCCCUCUGACAGUCUUUUAGAAAUGACUGCAAGGUCGUCCCUCUUUCAUUUACUGGCAAAUACUAGAGACUACAAUGUUUCCAGCGAUAGAGGUCUACCUGUGGGAGUUUCUGGUUUAUCUUCAGAUUCCUAUGGUGGUAUGGUGUUCUGGGAUGCCGAUAUAUGGAUGGAACCUGCCCUAUUACCUUUUUUUCCUAAUGUGGCUCAAAAUAUGAAUAAUUACAGAAAUGCUACUCAUUCCCAGGCAAAGCUAAACGCAGAGCAAUAUGGGUAUCCAGGAGCCAUAUAUCCUUGGACAUCUGGUAAAUACGCAAAUUGCACUUCCACAGGUCCUUGUGUUGAUUAUGAAUAUCAUAUCAAUGUUGAUGUUGCUAUGGCAUCUUUCUCCAUAUACUUGAACGGCCAUGAAGGAAUUGAUGAUGAGUAUUUGAGAUAUACCACAUGGCCAAUUAUCAAGAACGCAGCUCAAUUUUUUACUGCUUAUGUUAAAUACAAUUCGUCUUUAGGGUUGUAUGAAACUUACAAUUUGACAGACCCAGAUGAAUUUGCAAAUCACGUUAACAAUGGAGCUUUCACGAACGCUGGUAUUAAAACGCUUCUAAAGUGGGCAACUGAUAUUGGUAAUCAUCUUGGCGAAGUCAUUGACCCCAAGUGGAGCGAAAUCUCUAGAGAUAUCUAUAUUCCCAGAUCCUCGUCUAAUAUCACUUUGGAAUACUCUGGAAUGAAUAGUUCAGUGGAGAUUAAGCAGGCAGAUGUGACUUUGAUGGUUUAUCCACUUGGGUAUAUCAAUGACGAAUCUAUUUUAAAUAAUGCAAUUAAAGACCUUUAUUAUUAUUCAGAAAGGCAAUCUGCAUCUGGACCAGCAAUGACGUACCCAGUUUUCGUCGCGGCAGCUGCCGGCCUAUUGAACCAUGGUUCUUCUUCCCAAAGUUAUCUGUAUAAAUCGGUUCUUCCAUAUUUGCGUGCUCCUUUUGCUCAAUUUAGUGAACAAUCAGACGACAACUUCUUAACAAAUGGAUUAACCCAGCCGGCAUUUCCCUUUUUAACAGCUAACGGUGGAUUUCUACAGAGUAUUUUGUUUGGAUUAACAGGUAUUCGAUAUUCUUAUGAGGUUGAUCCAGAUACGAAAAAAAUCAAUCGUCUGUUAAGGUUCAAUCCGAUAGAACUUCCUUUGCUGCCCGGUGGUAUUGCUAUUAGAAACUUCAAGUAUAUGAACCAAGUUUUGGAUAUUAUCAUUGAUGAUCAUAAUGGUACAAUCGUUCACAAAUCUGGAAAUGUUCCCAUACAUAUUAAAAUACCAAAUAGAUCUUUAAUACAUGAUCAGGAUAUUAAUUUUUAUAAUGGCUCUGACAAGGAAAGAAAUUCAAAUAUACAACGUAGAGGAGUCGACCAUGUUGGUGACCCUAUGCGUAUGGAUCGGUAUGGUACUUACUAUCUCUUGAAACCUAACCAAGAGCUAACAGUUCAAUUGUUUAAGCCUGGUUUGAAUGCAGAGAAUAACAUAGCAGAGAAUAAACAAAUAACAAAUCUAACGGCCGGUGUUUCUGGCGACGUUGCAUUCUCUGCUUUAGAUGGAAAUAAUUACACACAUUGGCAGCCGUUGGACAAGACCCAUCGUGCUAAGUUAUUGAUUGAUUUAGGAGAAUACAAUGAGAAAGAGAUUACCAAGGGAAUGAUUCUUUGGGGUCAAAGACCCGCAAAAAACAUUUCUAUUUCUAUUUUGCCUCACUCUGAGAAAGCCGAGAAUUUAUUUGCUAACGUAACAGAAAUCAUGCAAAACGCAGGGAAUGGUCAACUUCUUAAUGAAACUAUUGGUCAACUUCUGGAUAAUGCCGGAAUUCCUGUUGAGAAUGUAAUUGAUUUUGAUGGUAUAAAACCAGAGGAUGAGGAAUCUUUAGAUGAAGUGCAAGCCUUGUUACAUUGGAAGAAAGAAGACCUGGCGAAAUUAAUUGAGCAAAUACCUAGGUUGAACUUUUUGAAGAGAAAAUUUGUUAAGAUUCUGGAUAACAUGUCCGUGAGUCCAAGCGAGCCAUAUUACGAAGCAAGUCGCAACCAAUCGUUGAUCGAGAUAUUGCCCAGUAAUAGAACCACUUUUACUAUUGAUUAUGGUAAAUUGCAGGUGGGUGAUAAAGGAAACACAGAUUGGAGAAAAGCAAGGUACAUAGUUGUGGCCGUACAAGGAGUGUAUGAUGAUCAUGACGAUGACAACAAAGGGGCUACAAUCAAAGAAAUUGUUCUCAACAGUGAAAACAAAACAAUUGCAUAUAAGUAG
Messenger RNA from Saccharomyces mikatae IFO 1815, 3660 nucleotides. RefSeq names its product alpha,alpha-trehalase ATH1 (gene ATH1). The coding region runs from base 1 to 3660 and encodes 1219 amino acids. Gene Ontology annotation, cellular component: fungal-type cell wall. Gene Ontology annotation, molecular function: alpha,alpha-trehalase activity; carbohydrate binding. Gene Ontology annotation, biological process: trehalose catabolic process. The record is from RefSeq and is a predicted model, not a curated record. The transcript has a single exon. NCBI's taxonomy places the organism in Eukaryota, Fungi, Ascomycota, Saccharomycetes, Saccharomycetales, Saccharomycetaceae.